UUUAUUUCCAAGAAGUUUUUACCUGAGCUUUGAAGAUGACGAAUGCUUUGAAGUACAGACAAGACAGUGCAGCAUUAUUGGUGCUAGCAGCAGUUGGCUUGGCACUCAUUACGAUUCUCAGUGUCUGGAAAUUGAAACAGUUUAAAUACAGAUUUAUACACGAAACUGGAGGUGCAAUGAUUUAUGGCAUGCUUGUGGGGCUGACAGUGCGAUGCCUAUCAUCUGAUUCAGGACACCAUAUGGUCAAUAUGGAGCCUGUGUGCAGCUGUGGCGGUCGUAACAGCACUCCACACAUGUUGGUGAUCAACAUCUCGUCCUACUCUCACAGUUUCAAACAUGUUGGGAAUGUCAACAGAAGAUGCCCAACCUUUCACACGGAGACCUUUGAUCCUGAGGUCCUUUUCGAUCUGUUCCUGCCACCCAUCAUCUUCCAUGGAGCAUACAUCCUUAAUCAGAGGAGAUUCACAAAGAAUCUUGGAUCCAUUGUGACUUUUGCUUUUUUGGGCACCAUUAUCAGCUGCAUUACUAUUGGGGCCGGCGUCUUCGGCUUCACCAGACUUAUGGUGCUGUUAGACCGGGCAGCAGAUGGAGAAUUCUUCCUUGCAGACUGCCUGCUGUUUGGUGCCAUUAUGUCAGCCACUGACCCAGUUUCAGUCCUCGGCCUGCUGUCAGAGCUGCAUGUGGAUGGGGAUCUGCGAACCUUGCUCUUCGGUGAGAGUGUCCUCAAUGAUGCUGUCGCCAUCGUCUUGACUCAUGCCAUCAGCACCUACAACCAGACAGGUGCAGGUGAAAUCUUCGAUCCCAUCGCCUUACUCCUCUCCGUUGGUAAUUUUCUCUGGGUGCUCGUCGGCUCCUUCCUCCUGGGUUUUAUGUUUGCAGCCGUAACAGCCCUCCUCACCAAAUUCACCCGCCUACGUGAGACUCCAUUAUUGGAAACGUCGACCUUCUUCCUGCUGUCAUGGAGCAGCUUCCUCUCCGCUGAGGCCUGUGGACUUUCAGGUAUUGUUGCAGUGCUGUUUUGCGGCUUGAGCCAGGCGAGGUACACGGUUCACAAUUUAUCAGCCGAAGGCAAAACCAGGACUGAGCAGCUCUUUGAGGUCUUCAGCUUCCUGGGGGAGAUUUUCAUCUUCAGCUGCAUGGGAUAUGUAUUGUUGACGUUCCCUCACCAUGUCUUCAAAGCCCUCUUCAUUUCUGGGGCAUUUAUUUCCAUCUUCAUAUCAAGAGCCUGCAACAUCUAUCCUCUGUCAUUCCUCCUGAACCUGAGGCGCACGACUAAGAUACCCUGCUCCUUCCAGCAUUUCAUGAUGUUUGCAGGUUUAAGGGGUGUUGUAGCAUUUAGCCUCACUGCUAGAGAUACAUCUACAGAAACAAGGCGCACCAUCUUUACCACCACUCUGCUGCUGGUUGGCUUCACCAUCUGGGUGCUGGGUGCAGCUGCUGAUCCCAUGCUGCGUUACCUGAACAUCAGAGCGAGGCAGGAAGAAGAGGAGAAUCCAGAGGAGCUUCCUUUUGAGGUUGUGACUGGGAGGCCAGACACAACACGGGGCCUGUGGCAUCGCCUGGACUUCAAAUAUCUAACGCCUCUGCUGACACAUCGUGGCCCUCCCCUGUCCGACUCUCUGCCCCGGUGCUGUGGUGUAUUCGCCAGACUCUUCAGCAGCCCAAACAUCCAGGAGGAUGAGGAGCAGCUGUGCGAGACUGAACCGGACGACUCCACUUGUGAUCUGGAGAAAACGGAGCUUGGGUACAUAGGCGGCGACUCAUCAUCGGAGCACUGCGAGGACCUGCUGGAGGGAGACCUGGGCCUCGGCACUGUGGCAGCUCUCUCCAGGGAGGGCUGAAGUUCCAGGAGUCUCUUCACUCUAACCCCAGCUUAUCAGCCUCUGCUGCCCCGAGGCUAAGGCCCUGCCUCCCAUAGUGAAUAAGGGUCACUUGCCGGGGCAUCUGAGAGGAGCCGACUGGGAGUCAGAGUUACAAAAGCUUUGCGAAAGGUCACGCAACCCCCCUUGUUGGUGACAUGCAUGCAGAGACACACUCAUAGAGGGAGAAAAAAAAAGAUUCAAAAGGGUAUUGCUCUCUCUGUCACUGUGCUGAUGAUUAUUCUUGCCUUGUUUUGCUUAAGAUUCAAGGAAUUUUAAAGCUGAAAAACAAUGCUUCCUAAUGUCUACAAAAAGGAAGAACAAACUGACCUUUGUGUGCACUUUUAAAAAAGAAGCAUGCUUCACUUCCUUAAAAAUGGCAAAUUUAAGUUGCACAUUUAUCCCCCUUGAAUUGGCUUCUUCCUACUUGGAUGCAUAUCGCUUUGAUUUCACAUUCAAGAGAGAUUUACUCGUGAGCGUCCACUGCGAUUGAGAGCUUUACUAUUUCCCCUAAUCUGCUAAAAUGGCUUUUUUAUGCCAACUUUGCUUUGCUCACCCCCAACUCCUUAUUAAACUUUUAUUGCUCUGUUUUCCUACCACAAUCCUUUUAACUCACUCAAACUGUAUUCUGCUGAAUUUAUUACCCCUCUUCUCCCUCAACGUCUUGCUUAUCAUCCUGCAGAGGGCUAGAAAAUUCCCUAAUGCCGGAGUAAAUUAACAGCAUUUAGAAAAUUGACAAUCAGCAUGUGAGACUUCUUUAUAGAUCGCACUGUGCUGCUCUCUGAGCUGAGUGCAUCAUUAUAAAUCCCAGGGCCCCCUCUCCCUUGUGAGAAGCAGGCAGCAAAAUCCCAGUCUGUGAAGGUUAGGCUUGGAGAACAUGCAGACUGUUUUUCUCAUAUUAAUAUAGCCAUUGUCCUUGAAGUGAGGCUUUUCUGUGAGGCAUUUUAUGUUGUGAAUGCAUGGGUGCAUCUAUGGAAUGCUCCUCUGUUGAUGCUGCAGAGGAAGACAAUGUAUUCUCUUUUGUUUGUGCUGAUGUCUGAGUUCAGUUUUGUUCUCAGGGAAAAAAGACUCAAUGCCUUUCAUAACAAGUCCUCAGAUGUAGAUGCUAAAACCCCUUGUUCUAUCCUUAAUGGAGUAGGGCCCUUGUAAAAAUUGCAACACUGAAACUUGUCUUGUAACUAAUUUUGCAUACAACCCACUGUUUCUGUUGCAGUUUGUUAAGUAUUGAUGCAAUUGCCUGCACAAAAAUCACUCCAACUGGUGCUCAGAGUAUCAAAUAAUGUCUUGACAUUUGAAAACUCAGCAGCAAAAUAUCCUCAUAUGAUCUGAACCAAAGCACAGUUUGGAUCUCUGCAGGAAGAAGAAACAGUUUUAUAACUUAAUAUGUAACCUUGGUUAGGAAACAUUUUGCCUCAUGUGCUUCAUCAGGGUCAUUUUAGGACACUUUGAAUGUCACAUACCAAAAAGACAAGGAGCUGUUUCACUUGUGUGAACUUUUAGCCGCUGCUAGACUUAGAUUAAUUCAGAGGAAAAUGUUUUGUUUGCGUUACAAAAAUCAACUUUUAUGCUAUUAACUGCAUUUUCAAGACAUUAAAUAUUGAUGCUUGUACCUUUUGUAGCUGUUUCCUUUUAGUUCUCUGAAUUUUGAGGCUGUCUUGUAGCAAAUAUGAAUAUCAUGGAGUGCUGGUGGUCUACGGGUUUCAUCAAAUAUUUCCUGUACAGAAAGCCGAUAACCAAGGUUCAAAUCAGCCCUGUGGCGUCAUUUCCUACUCCAUCUUUCCCCAAUACUGUCCUGUCCUUUGAAUAAAGGCAUAAACAGCCCACUCCCUAAAAAACAUUGCUCUCAGGCAAUUCUAUUUACUACAGAAGCCCUAAGUGGACAUGAAUUGGAAUAUUUUAAUAUUUUCCCAUGCUGGAAAGCCGAACAACUGUUUUUCAUUGGAGCUAACCUUUCAAUUUCGAGAAGUCCCAGGGGACCAACUUUGACAUAGCAGGGAUGCUAUGAAACACUGAAAAUCGAACAAGUUAAAAAUACUCAAAAUAUUAGUCAUAACUGAUUAUAUACAAACUUUCAAGCAGUGUAAAUAAUUAUUUUGAAUGACUCAAGUUAAAAUAUUUAAUUUACAUAUUUCUUAUCCACUAAAAUUUUCCCUUUUGUCUUUUACAUAUUUUAUUUUUGAACAGUCAUGCCACCCAAAGCUAAUUUGAUUGACUACAGGUAACAAAGACUGAAAGACCGGCUUUCACCCAAAAAAAUGGUCUUCCACAGAGUUCAGUACACUGUAAGACCGAACAGCUUUCUUACAAAUCCAUAAAGCUAUUUCAGCUCUAUUUUUAGUUGAUCAAACACAUUUUGAGUUUUAGGUAAACAUUACUCAAUCACUUUAAGUUUUAUUUGUAAUUGCACUCAAAAUAUUUGACAAUAUUCUCUUAAUCCGCAUAGUUUUCCCAGAAUGCCUUUGGGCAUUUGACACCUCUUGCACCAUGAGUGAAGUUAUCCACUCAGAGAAGUAAAGGUAACCCACUACUUACAGACGUUAACAGUUUCAACAAAAAUAUGAGUAUUUUGAGCUUGUUAGUAUCACAGCAUUCUUGCUAUGUUGGAGUUGGUCCCCACAGGUGGGAUUUCUCUGAGUGGGUAACUUCACUCAUAGUGCAAAAGUGUCUAAUGCCCAAAAGUAUUCAUGGAAAACUUUGCAGAUUAAAGGAUGAUUUUCAAAUAAUUUUAGUACAAUGACAAAACAUACUUAGAUUAAUCAAGCACUGUUUACUCCUAUCACUCAGAACAAUUAAUCUGAAACAGCUAUUUUGGAAUUUUAAGUUAACACAACUCAUUUUUAACAACGUUUUACUGUUCAGUCUUAAAGUGUAGGAUAAGGGCAUAAUACAUUUUCACUUUAAUUUUAUAUUCAUCUUAUUAUCUAAUGCUGGUUUAACCAUCAUAAAUUCAGUCCAGUCAUAUUCUCUCAUUCUAUCAAGAUAAAAUGAGCUGAUAUUUUAACAAAACACUGAAUUCCUUGUUGUCUCACAAAAAUGAGAUAACAUAAAAUGUGAUAAAAUGCAUUUACGCCCGCUUAGGGCUUCAGUAAAUUACUUACACUAAUUUCUGAGUAGAUUUACUGUAGGUGUCACAAAUCUAUUUUUAUGGCAUGUUCCCAAAGACACACUGUGGAGUUUUUGGCUGAAAAUGUACUGAUUUUUCAAAGUGUGAACUGAAGGAAGCAAAUCCAGAUUUAAAGCAUCAUAGACACAUCUAUGCACCUCCUAUAAGAGGGUAGAAGGGUACCAGGAUGUAGACAUUGGUGUGCAUUUUUCACAGUUCUAAAAAUGUUUUUCAGUUGUUUCUUUAAGGAAGGAAUGCAUCAAACAGUCUGGCUAAAAUGCAACAGAACGUUGAGUUUGUUUCAGUGAGAAAAGCUUAGAGUCAACAAGAUAUUGUUUACAACAAACUCCACAGGGUCCCUUUGAGUGAUAUAGCAAAAAGCAACAAAUGUGUGACAUAAAUUCAGCACUUUGGUUCUCAAACAGGGAGAAGAGGCACUGCACUUAUGAAAGAGACAAACAUAUUAUCAAAGGGCUGCAUUAUUAAGAUACGAAUAUUUUAAGCUCAACACAUAAGGGGCAUUUGGUACCAUUAUAUAGACAGAGUAUGGUGAUGGAUUUCUUUUUUGGUAGGUAAAAUUCACUGAUUACAGACAUUGUGAGGAUAUUCAGAAUCAAAGUAGUGGUUGUCGGUGUUUUUUUUAGCAGUUUUAUCCAGUGAAACCUGUAGUAGAGAACAUUCUUGUCAUGAUACCAGGAUUUUAAACUUGGAUAUUAUUGGAUGGGAUAUUAUUAUUAUUUCACUCUUCUACUGUUAUGCACACCUGUUCCAAUGCCACAAUUUUAAAAAUGUUAGUUGGCUUAGACACCCAAUAUUGUGUAUUUUUAAAUGUAAAAAAUUAGGUACAGACACAUUGCCAACUAAUUUGUGCAGUUAAGACAGUAUGGAGCAGUUUGGCUGCAUUUUUGAUGGAGUCAUUUUCCUUCAGGCACACCUGAAAUACCAUAAAAUGUUUUUUUGCUUUGGUACUUUCGGAUACUACCGAUCCUCAAAAAACAUUUUAGAACCUAAAAGUAACUUAGUAUAAAAAAACUGACAACCUUAUUAUGGUAAACAUCAGUUUGCUCAGUUGUGAUGUUCUGCAGCAAUUCUAACAAUGAAGUGAAACAUGGCUAGCUUGAUUCUUCUACUUGACUAUACUGCCCUUUUCAGUUUUUAACACUUGGCACUGCUGCUGUGUUAAUUCUCAACAUUUAAACAACAAUAAUACAUUGAUAUGCUUUUUUCAGUGACUAAAUUGAGACGACUGUAAAUUAUAAACACACUGACAACCAUACUAAUGACAGUAUCUUGAUUGAUAAUGCCCUGAUGGAUUGAAGCAGCAAAAAGCAGGAAAAAUAUCACUAAUUUGCUCCGAUAUCUGUUCCAUCAAGACGGCCAAUUUACAAAUCACAUCACACUGAUCAUCCUUAAGCACCAACACUCUUAUAAGUUUGGCAGUUUCAUACAGUUUGCCCUUGAUUUAUGUCUAAAUGUGUCCGCCAUCUGAUUGGCCCUCAAUGAAAAAGUUUGGUGUGGACUCUUUGGGGUCUGAGAUGGCCAGAUGAUAUUAUUAAAGCAUAUUGAAACCCUCCAAAUUAUUAUUAAGCAUUACAUCUGCAAAAUAUUCUUAUUUGUGCAUAAUUGGAAAACAUAGUGAGAAUAUAAGUGACAGCUCUAUAUAACUGU
Messenger RNA from Cheilinus undulatus (humphead wrasse), 6630 nucleotides. RefSeq names its product sodium/hydrogen exchanger 9-like. Gene Ontology annotation, molecular function: sodium:proton antiporter activity. The record is from RefSeq and is a predicted model, not a curated record. The coding region runs from base 36 to 1841 and encodes 601 amino acids. Gene Ontology annotation, cellular component: membrane; recycling endosome. Lineage: Eukaryota; Metazoa; Chordata; Actinopteri; Labriformes; Labridae. The transcript is spliced from 16 exons. Gene Ontology annotation, biological process: regulation of pH; sodium ion transport; proton transmembrane transport.